AUGAAUCAUCAAGAAAAACGACCAGAAGAUAAUCUAACUGAACUGAUGGAAUUUGUUCUUUUAGGCUUUGCUGAUAUGCCUCAUCUCCAAUGGUUUCUUUCUGGAUUAUUUUUAAUCAUCUAUAUCAUUAUCCUGAUGAGCAAUGGGACCACAUUUCUAACAACAAAAAUGGAUCCUGCUCUCCAGAGCCCUAUGUAUUUCUUCCUGUCAAAUUUUUCCUUCUUGGAGGUCUGCUAUGUAUCAACUACUCUCCCCAGAAUGCUGAUGAAUCUUGGGACUCAGAGAAGAAGAAUUUCGUUAGUUGCCUGUGAUACACAGAUGUGCUUUGUUCUUAUGUUUGGAGGCACUGAGUGUUUACUCCUGGCAGUGACGGCCUAUGACGGCUAUGUGGUCAUUUGUAACCCUCUGCACUAUCCUCUAGUUAUGAACCACAGAGUCUGUAUCCAGUUGGUUUCUGGCUCCUGGACCAUUGGAACCCCCAUUAUGAUAGGGCAGACAUAUCAGAUUUUCUUUCUGCCGUUUUGUGGAUCUAACCAAAUUAACCACUUUUUCUGUGACAUUCCCCCAAUACUCAAGCUGGCUUGCGGGGACACCUUUGUAAAUGAGAUGUUUGUCUACAUAGUUUCUGUGUUAUUUGUCAUGGUUCCAUUUCUGUUGAUACUUGGCUCCUACAGUAAAAUCAUCUCCAUCAUCCUGAAGUUGCCAUCAGCCACAAGUCAAGCUAAAGCCUUCUCCACCUGUUGA
This is a messenger RNA of Trichechus manatus latirostris (Florida manatee), 744 nucleotides long. Its product is annotated as olfactory receptor 10AG1-like. Lineage: Eukaryota; Metazoa; Chordata; Mammalia; Sirenia; Trichechidae. The transcript has a single exon. Gene Ontology annotation, molecular function: olfactory receptor activity. The record is from RefSeq and is a predicted model, not a curated record. Bases 1 to 744 code for a protein of 247 amino acids. Gene Ontology annotation, cellular component: plasma membrane. Gene Ontology annotation, biological process: G protein-coupled receptor signaling pathway; detection of chemical stimulus involved in sensory perception of smell.